AUGGGACGACUUACAAGAGCGUUUUCCAGAGCCAAAGACACCGAUAAGCAGAAAGAGGCUGCAGUCACUAUCGAGCCUGUCCAGAAGAGCCCAUCGCCGCCUCCUCCCACUUAUGAGCAAGCCAGUCGACAGGAACAACAUGCACACUACCCUCCGCUGGUAGCCAGCAGUAGUGUGCAGCAAAGUCCAGAUUUACCCAGUCCGGAGGAUUGUGUAGCACAUCUGAAGUUGCUUGAAUGUUUCUACCGUUUGAGGCAGGACAUUGCCAGUACCAACGGUCUCUUUGGCAUAUCUUGUAAUCUCGUCGAUGAGCUGGAUCAUGGAGCAUCGUGUGCCGGCCCUCACAAGGACAAAAACAACGAAAUCAUUACUCUCCUCGCAGAAAAGAGAUGGCAAGUCUACGUCUCCCGGGCGGUCGAGCGUUUCUCAAGGUGGAGAUACAGCCUGGAGCCGAGUUCUGAUUGCUAUACCCUUGCUCAAGCCAUCAAGACGAAAGGACAGAUAUUGGCCGACCGCGUGGACACUGAGACGGCUAAACCAUUUUCUUUCGAUACUGAGAAUCUACCCCCCAUUGAUGUGCUGAUGGUCUGGCAUGCAUACACCCUCAACCCGAGAGCAUACCUGGAAGACUGUCUACGUGAGGGUCGGAUGCGCUUGUGGCAUACACCGUUUCCAUUACAGGCGGUCGCCAAUCACAUCGAUCCUUCGACUCAUCACUACGAAGUGACCAAGCACGUGAUGGUCAGCUUCACAGAGCAGACUGGGCUCGGCUGGGACAACCUAGAUGACGUCCAAUCUCUGCUCAGUGCCUGUCACGGAUACGCCGACAAGGGUUUCACCUUGACUUGUCAAGAAUGCAUGUCCGAAAUUACGCACGACUACCUCUGUGUAGGGAAGCUCCGCAAGGACUUGGUGAAUCUCAUCGAACGUGAUGCGGUGUUACCAGGAAAUAUUCUGAGCAAAAACGGGCUACCGACCAAAGUUGGCAAAGCCUCGGACAUUGGCAGCUGGUCUUUCUCCAUAUUCCCGAGCAAGCUGAUGAAAAUGGGACUGGGCAGACGGAUCCUCGAUCUCAAGGGCUCCGACAUGCAGAUGUCCAGUGUCCGCGAAGUCAUCGAGGAGUAUCUCUCCGUUACAGAACUGGUCAAGCAAGCGAAACACUACAAAGGCAGCUCCAAACUAUUCCCAGACGAGGCAUUGGCUCUUCGUCGAAUGAUGUCAAGGUAUUGGGAAAACUCGUCGCCCUUUGCUGUCGAUCUCGUCGGUGCUGUGAUACGUCAAGGCUCUUUCGUGAGCAAGAUGGCCGAGAUCGAUUGGUUACAUUCGCCUGGUCUCUCGAGCACUAUACCGCGUCUGAUACGCAAGUAUUCGCGAUUCAUCGCCAUCAUCGCCAGGUACAACGUGAUGGCCGUACCCACGCUCGACGUUGAUCUAGCAUGGCAUACACACCAACUCAGUCCAUCGAAAUACCUUCAACACACCGUCGCCCAAAGCAAAACCUUCAUCGACCAUGAUGACAAGGUGGUGGAGGCCAGACUCACAGAUGCCUUUGCCGAGACCAGCAAGAUAUAUCAAAAGUUGUAUGGAGAGCCAUACUCGGAGUGUACAUGCUGGUACUGCGAAGCAGUGCGCGAGUCACACACAUCGACCGCAUCACGUCUGUUCCGUACCAGCAACGCCACCGCGGCCGACAACCUCCACUCUGUACCUUCUGAUCCCAAGAAGUCCGUCCACAUAUCUACUCACAAUGCCGUAAGACCAACCGGCGACAAGGCAUACGACGAAGGGGUCGCGAAGCGCCUUGCCGAGCUCGAAAAAGCAUAUGACAAGGCCUGUGAGCGUGCUGAUAAAAAGGGCAAUCCUCGUCCCAGGAGAGACGACUACUACUACUCUGAUGCGUAUGGUCAUCCUGUGUACAUCCCGAUGUAUGCUCCCUACUAUGGAAUAAUGCCGUAUACACCAGCGGUCUACCCUGUCAAUCCUGGAUGUAUGGCGGUAGGUGCGGGUGCGGUAGGCAAUUGUUGUGCAGGGACAUGUGGUGCGGCUGCUGCAGCUGGCGGAUCAUGUGCUGGUGGUGCCAUGGGUGCAGCGUGUGGAGGAAUAGGAACAACAGGAGGAGGUGCUGCUUGUGGCGGAGGAGGAGGAGGUUGUGGUGGAGGCGGUGGCGGUGGCUGUGGAGGAGGAGGCGGUGGAUGCUAG
Aureobasidium namibiae CBS 147.97 is the source of this 2199-nucleotide messenger RNA. RefSeq lists its product as uncharacterized. The transcript is spliced from 2 exons. Bases 1 to 2199 code for a protein of 732 amino acids. The record is from RefSeq and is a predicted model, not a curated record. Lineage: Eukaryota; Fungi; Ascomycota; Dothideomycetes; Dothideales; Saccotheciaceae.